GUAAUGUCACUAGUUUUUCACUGGAGAGCGAGCUACGCGAAUGGUUCAUCAAAUCGGUGUUCCCUGCUGGCGAUAUUGGCGUGUAUAAAGUGAAAAAAUACCUUCCUCUAGAAGCGAAAAUUCGGUCUGCCGAAAUUCCUAGUGCAAACAGUUAUACCGGUUGCGUUUUCCGUUCUCAGUUCGAUCGAUUGGUGCUAUCGAUCGAGGAUAAAAGUGCAUUUUCCCAACGGGGAUUGGCAUCUGAAAAAAGUUCGGGUGAAAGAAAAUCAAAUUUUCUCCUCCCUCAAGCGUGAAAAAGUGGAAUCCAGCCAGCCAGCAGCAGCAGCAGUGUUGUGUUGUACGUCGGAGAGCGAAAAAGAAGGAAUUGGGCUGUGGUUGUGUGUGCGUGUCUCGUCUCGGUCGGGUUUUCGGUUCGGUGCAGCACAGUGAGAAGUGAAGUGAAGGAAAAGUGCGAAUCCACCAGCCCACCUCCAAAUCGAAAAGGUGUCUCCCGAAGUCCCGUUGGAUUUUGGGUGGUUCGGUUUGUGAUAGCUGAACGGGGGAUCAAUUGAUUGCUUUUUGUUUCCGAGGAUCGGAAUCGAGUCCGGGAACCGGGUGCCGUUGAUUGCCGGAGCAAGCGGUCCAUUGGAAGUGCUUGAACAAAACCGGAGGAAGUUUUUUUUUUUUAUUCGACUCCAGCGCGAGAGUGUGAGCCAGGGAGAAAGAGCACCCCCAGAAGAGUGAGAAUCCAUCCGCGACUAUGUCGUCAUCCGGCGAUUUUGGAAAUCCGCUUCGGAAGUUUAAGCUGGUCUUUCUGGGCGAACAAAGCGUUGGCAAAACUUCGCUAAUCACCCGGUUUAUGUACGACAGCUUCGACAACACAUACCAGGCAACGAUCGGUAUAGACUUCCUGUCGAAAACCAUGUACCUAGAGGACCGAACAGUGAGAUUACAGCUGUGGGACACUGCCGGACAGGAGCGAUUCCGAUCGCUGAUACCAUCGUACAUUCGUGAUUCAACCGUAGCCGUAGUUGUGUACGAUAUUACAAAUGCCAACUCAUUUCACCAAACAUCGAAAUGGAUCGACGACGUCCGGACGGAGCGUGGCAGUGACGUAAUCAUCAUGCUGGUGGGCAACAAAACUGACCUCUCGGACAAGCGCCAGGUCUCGACGGAAGAAGGCGAGCGGAAAGCGAAAGAACUGAAUGUGAUGUUCAUCGAAACCAGUGCGAAGGCUGGUUACAACGUGAAACAGCUUUUCCGACGAGUAGCCGCAGCACUGCCCGGUAUGGACUCAACCGAGAACAAACCACCAGAAGACAUGCAAGAGGUUGUACUCAAGGAUUCACCGAACGAGACAAAAGACCCGGAGGGUGGCUGUGCAUGCUGAACCUGCGAUACGAUUCCGCAAAAAAAAAGAGUUUUUUUUUCGUUUGUUUUUCUAUCUAUCUAUUUAGUAGGGAAAUUCUCUACACAAAGGGAUCCACCAGCUGGAAAAAGAGUGAAGGCGAUCGAACGGAGGAAAAUUUGGGAGGAAAAAAAUAUGAAGCAAAGAGGAUGAAACUAUGAUGAUUAAAUUUGCAGGAUCCGCCUCUGCAAUAUAUAUGUCCAUUCUUAAGAAAGAGAGCGAGAGCGAGAGAGUAAACACAUUUUUAUCCAUAUUUUUAUUUAUUAAUAAAGUACGUGUAAACUGUUGCAACGGGGUCUAAAAUGUUGAAGAAACAGUAAAAAACACUGUGCAGUCCAAUGCGUGUGCGGGUUUUGCAUGGUGCGCGAGAUAGAAUUUGUGUUACUGAUUUUUUGAAUGUUGAAUAAUAUAAACUAUUUUUGUCGUGCGCGAAGAAUGCUAAUAUUUUUUUUUUCCUUUAACCACUUUGAAAUAAAAAUCUGAUUUGUUUAUUUUUUGUUCCGUGUAUUUAUAGUAGUAGAGCAGAGCAACAAGAUUGUUCACUGAUAUCAUUCUCUACCUUCCGCAAUUACUUACGACUACUACCGAUACAUUAUACAAAUAUUUAAUAUAGUCGACUAAGUUGUGUCUAAGCGUAAUAAAAAAGCUACUACAAUACUUUCCUUAGUUUUACGUUUUAGUUUUUAGUUUAACCGUUACGAAAAACAAAAUCCUAUCGAGUCGUUGUAGCAACAGUGCGCGUAUGGUUCGGAAUUGACGGACCAUCUUGAUUGCUUAUUGAAAAUUUACACUAGUGCUAACAUUUAGGUUCUGACGAUUGAAUAAACUGACCAGAGUAUGAUUUAUAGAAGCA
This is a messenger RNA of Ochlerotatus camptorhynchus, 2240 nucleotides long. It is a transcript of the gene Rab6, whose product is annotated as RAS oncogene family member Rab6. The transcript has 6 exons. Gene Ontology annotation, molecular function: GTP binding; GTPase activity. The record is from RefSeq and is a predicted model, not a curated record. Gene Ontology annotation, biological process: vesicle-mediated transport. Lineage: Eukaryota; Metazoa; Arthropoda; Insecta; Diptera; Culicidae. The coding region runs from base 740 to 1369 and encodes 209 amino acids.